Molecule: messenger RNA, 988 nt
Organism: Andrographis paniculata
Lineage: Eukaryota; Viridiplantae; Streptophyta; Magnoliopsida; Lamiales; Acanthaceae
Exons: 2
Coding region: 96-863 (255 amino acids)
Biological process (GO): meristem maintenance; meristem development
Source: RefSeq, a predicted model, not a curated record
GCGGGCAAGUGUACUACUUCCAUUCCAUUGACCACUGCCCGAGAUCAAAUCAAUCAUGACGGGAACCACCAUUUUACAAACCCUAAUCUUAUUCAAUGCUUAAUUUCACGAGUUCUUCUCCAAAUAAAUCCCAGAUCUCAUCGACUUCUCUUCAAAUUCAACUGAUCGCUCAAAAAUUGGAAAUUGGAAUGUACGAGACAGCCCCUGCCUUGCCUUUUGAUGGAUCGAACCCAUCUCCCAAUUUCAUCGCCUCAGAAAUGACGACGCCGGCAAUCCGACCUUUAUUCGGUUCCAUGGCUGCCAGCUCUGCCUCCGGCGGACAACACAUUUUCAAAGACGGCCGGAGUUUAGCUAUCAACACACCCAAUUUCGAUCCGAUUCGCCUCUACGACGGAAUCAAGACUCUCCCCCCAAAUGUCAAGGACUAUAAAGACUGGUAUCGUCGGGUUUCCAAAGAAUUCGGGCAGCAGUGGAAAAAACAGGGCAUUGACAAGGCGAUUCUCUUCUCCACCUCUUCGUUUCACAUUCAAGAGGAAUUCCUUACAGCCAUGGCGUCCUUCUGGGACUCCGACAACAACGUCUUCCUCUUGCCCGAUGGACCAAUUGCACCAACCUUGCUAGACGUCGCAGUAAUAGCAAACCUCCCCAUUGUAGGAGAGGACCCCGUGCUGGGAGCCUUAGCCUUAUCUACAGAAGAACCUCCAAAGAAUCAUCCGGGAUACAAUCUUCUAACUACCAAAAUAGCCACUUGGAAUAAAUACCUACAGGCCCAUCGACCAUCUUACAAAUCAGCAGUGUCGGAGGAAGAACACGUGGCUUUCUUACUAUACUGGUUGAACCGAUACGUGCAAUUUGGAAUGUGAUCGGAAAACCCGUCCAAGAUUGUCUUCAAUUGCUUUUCCCUUCAGAGAAUGGAGGAUUUCUUACAUUGCCGAUAAAAGACCGGCAAACCAUCUCCCACUCAAGCCCGAAGGAAAAGAAAAAGAAA